AGAUUUGCUCGUUCAUCGGAACGCUCUGUUGGUCUCUUCUGCUGCUGUAUACCCCGGAAACCUCCUAUAUCUGACGACCAACCCGAUCUAUAAGCUUCUAGCUUUGCUAACGCUCCUCUUACCCUGCUCCUUCUGUCUCCGCGUCAUAUCCCUGCUCUAAUUGCUGCUCUCGUUUUUAUUGUUUAACGUUGCUUUCACGACCAGCCCGACUGUAUAUUCUUCCUGCUUGAACCACCGCGAAAAUCAUGUCUGCUGCGGAAAAGAACGAGGCUGAGGUGUUGCGCCCCAUUCUCAUGAGGUCGAGCACUCCAGCCCCUAGCGAGAAAGUGCUCCUCUACCUGGAGAGUAUGUCCAGAGAAGAGAUGAUGUCGGAUCCCGAAGAGCUUUCACCGUCCAUCCGAGGCGACGACGAGCCGCCCAUGAGCCCGGGCAGAUGGAAUCCGCGGUCCCCCAGACUAACUGGUGGGUCUGACUUCCGCCCAACUUCACCGGGCAACGGCCUGCAGGGCCUCCGCAAUGGGUCGGAAGCAGUCUAUGCGCCCGCAGACGGCGCGCGGGACGACGACCUGGACUCGAACGUGCAGGAAAGGGGGACCAUGCUCGGGCGUGAGCCUGGCCCCGAGGAUGAACCCGGGCCCCGUUACAUUUCAUAUGGCUCCGGCCCUUCUUUCGGGAACCUGGGACCCCUCCGCGAUAGCGGCUUUGACGGUGGACCGUACAACGGUUUUCACAGUACACCUCACCAUGCCGCCCAAGUCCCUCUUCCUGGCUCCGUGGCAUCACCGCGCGCCGCCAGUAUCAACAUCGAGAUUGAGAUAGAGCCGCCUUCGAGCUCGUCGAACCGGGCUCGGACCCGGUCAGCUCGUGGCUCUGAACGCGACGAUGCAACUGUUACCGGCCAAGGCAAGACACCCUCUGCCAUGGGCAGCAAAGUCGGCACAGCAAGGGGUGAGCCCGACGGCCGGCCGCUGUCCCCCCGUUCCGCCAUAUCUCGUGGCCCGUCACAGAAAUCAGGAGCCACAGGGAGAAACGGAUAUGCGCCAAAUGGCAGUGUAGUCGACGGAGCGAAGUCACCCAAGCCGCUCUCCAAGGCGCCUUCUAUCUCCCCCUCCGACUCCCCAUCCAACUUCAAGCCCAAGACGAACGGCAAGGCGAGCAUGUCCCAGCGCGCCAUGAGCCCCGUCCGCGAGCAGGCAUCACCGCGCAGCCAACCUCGCGAGGUUGCGUACCAGAAUGGAGUACGCUCGCAUGCCUCUGGCAUGUCUGGCCAAAAUCUCAAUAGGGCGUUCUCUCCUCACCGCCACGCGCCCACUACGGAGGACUUGUUCCACGUAGCGAUGAUGAACGGCGCAAUGUCCCCAACACGCGAGAAACAACCCUCCGUAACAGGUUCACGAAUGAACGGGAACCGCUCGGUCGCGAACGACCCCGCUGCAACGCCCACGCCCUCUCGCCCGCAGUCCCCGCUGGAGAUGGACCAGCGCGACGAGAAGACGGUGCAGGAGUUGCUCUCGCGCAGGAUGUCCCGGACGUCCAUGGCGUUCUCGAACAUGGACGGCACGGAUAUCCACGCCUCACAUUUCCAUGACGGGGAGCUGUGUGUGCUGCUGCAUGCGCUCGAUGACUCGAAUUUGGACAAUAUUGUGAAGAAGGCCGUGCAGAAGGCCGUUCGGCAGAGGAUCAAGAAGUUGGGCUUGAAGUACGAUAACGAGUCGAUUAAACAGUAUCGCAAGUCAUUCCAUAAUCAUGACCCCGAGGUUCACAUGGAACCCAAUUUCGUACCCACACUCACUUCGCAGGAGCCUCCUGAUUGGGCGAAGGAGCUCAUGCAAGGCAUGAUUAUAAUGCAGCAGAGACUGGAAGGUCUUGGUCCCAAGAUCGACAGUCUCAAGUCUGCACGGGGCGACUCGUAUGUGGACGACGGUCGUAGCUACCGCCGCGAUCACCAUUACACGCAGUCAGAGCUCGACCAGUACGGCCAAACACCGAUGACGCAGACGGUCAACAUCCAAACCGCCCAACCAACCGGAACCGUCGCGGACUCGAUGUUCCAGGCUCCGGAGACGGAAAUCAUAGGUCAGUCCACCAUUGGGCCCACGCUGCCGGGUUCUAUGCAUCAUCAUGACGGCUCUACUCACGGCCUUGGACAAGAAGACGAGUACGAUGACGAUCCCCACCACGGAUACGCCGGCCAGGACACAGAGACGCGCGAACCAAUGAGUGAGUUCAUGAUGGGCCGCGACGAUUCCCCCGGGCAGCAGUACCUCGAAGAAGAGCUGUACAAACUUAGAGUGAAGCCGACCGGGAGUCAGUCCGCGAUUUCCCACAAGACCUGGGAAGUGGCGAGGGAUGGCGGGGAAUAUGAAGAGGACCCAGACGGGCACGCCGCUAUUACCGAGUCAGGCAUGCCGGAGAUUCCUGAUGGGAAUACCGGCAUAUAUACGAGGAAGUCUUCCCCUCCUUUGCCGCCGGUUCCCCGCGACAGUCGACAGGAUAUGGCAGCGUCCGGGUGGCAAAAUGAUUACGGGAGCGAUGCGCCGCCGAUACCUCCUUGGCAGAGAGUCCACCAACGCUUGUUGAGUUGGGCCAUCGUAUGGCCCAUGUCCGAGCUGGAUGCUGCGCUCAACAGUACCACCCGUGGUCACCAGGUCGACGAGGUAGCGCUGAGCAUCUGGUCGACGCAGACCUACAAGCGCUACGUGAGGAGCAAAUUGACUGAUUCUCCUCAGGGCCGCGUUGAUCGUCUGUUCGUGCCGCCGAACAUGGCCGACGCUAUCAGUAACGCUGUGUACAAUGGUCGGCACGGCGAUGCCUGCGCGAUGCUCCGCGAUUUAUGGGGCCCCUUCGGACUGGAAGGGAUGCCUAGGUUGUUGAUCGUGUUGGCCAAGCAUCGAUCAGAUGAUAGCCACUGGGUUGUGCAUCGGUUCUCAUUGCCAGAUGGAUCAUUGACUACCUACGACACCUUCCCGGAACGUUGUUUACCAGAUGGACGCCCUCUCGGAUGGUGGUUCGCUAUCCGGAUCGCCUGGCCUAAUGCGAUCUACCCCAGUCCCGACCAUCUUAUGCAGAAAAUGGUCCGCCUUCAUCGACCGCUGCAGCUGGCCAUUGACAAUUCGGUCGCUGCAGCAGGUAUCUGGCGAAACUUGCUUAUGGGAUCCCGUGCGGAGCGAAGCGUCGAUCUUGAGCGGCUCCGAGAUCUCAUCAACACCGAAGUCAAGAACUUGCGACAGAGGAAGGAGAUGGGCAAGCUCUCGAUCAGCCCGCCAAAGCCCAACUGGGAAGACAUGAACUGAUGACCACAACCUCUGCUCUUUAGUUCCUCGUUAGACUGUUUGUAUGUUCUGUACUGCGCUUUCUUUCCCUAUGUAUUCUCAUGACUGGAAGCCGCUGGCAUCUGUUUGUAGUUGUACGUGGGUGAGGGGAUUCCCGCGUGGAAUUUCAGGAUGGACACUUGAUGAGUGUAGUUAGAUAGUUUACGAUGCCGCUGUUAUUGCAGUAGUAGACGGGGAUCGCAGAAAUUGCUAUAGGCCUUCCAUCACGGAAGUAAGCAUCUGCACCGAGUCGUCUGCUGUUUCAUUUACUCUCGAAAGAGGUCCCUUCGUGUUGGCAUGGUAAAUUGCUUGAGCCUGGCUGUCGAGGUGGACCCGAACUUCCGCUGCCUGAGCCCCAGACAUCUUCUUGGUGCGCCUGUCCCUUCUCGCUGCCUUCAAGGCAGAGGCCUUUGGAGCCUUUAUUGUUGUGGACGUCUUAGCAUGCUUUCUCAUCGCCUUUGACAUGAGCGACCAGACGACCAGGAUCGACACCGACGUCCUCGAUUCGAC
Messenger RNA from Gloeophyllum trabeum ATCC 11539, 3821 nucleotides. RefSeq lists its product as uncharacterized. NCBI's taxonomy places the organism in Eukaryota, Fungi, Basidiomycota, Agaricomycetes, Gloeophyllales, Gloeophyllaceae. The record is from RefSeq and is a predicted model, not a curated record. The transcript has 13 exons. Bases 246 to 3293 code for a protein of 1015 amino acids.